Molecule: messenger RNA, 1383 nt
Organism: Cutaneotrichosporon cavernicola
Lineage: Eukaryota; Fungi; Basidiomycota; Tremellomycetes; Trichosporonales; Trichosporonaceae
Exons: 4
Coding region: 1-1383 (460 amino acids)
Source: RefSeq, a predicted model, not a curated record
AUGCACGGCCUACCUCCACAGAGUCGGCCCACUGUCUGGCGCAUGGUGGUCCCGGCGAUCAUCUUUGUUAUCGCUUCAACUCAGUUUGCCGUGCUCCUUGCGUCAUACUACGAUGUCGGCCUGCCAGUGAGAUUGGAUGUGUCCUGGAAGCCUGCAACCAAGCCCCAGCUCCCAACCCACUUCACCGAGACACAGACACAACUCACCGACAUCCCGACCGUGUUCUCCGACCCCAACGCCGACAACUACCGCUGGUACACCGAUGCCAAGCUACGCCAGCUCACCGGGUUCACGGUACUCCACGGAGGCGACAAUGACUGGCGCUACAUUCAUCACCUUCACCGUCAACUGGGCGACAUGGUGCGGGUCAUCGUCGCGGAUGAAGGGGAAGAGCGUCACAAGGGAACGUUCGACCAGUAUCAGAAGAGCGCGUCGCGCCCGGACGGCAUCCCUGCAUGGAAGUGGUUCCGCAUGGCGUACUACCCUACAGGCGAAUCUGGCAUUGUCGGCAAGGCAUGGAUGAUCUCGGCAGAACCGCGCCUCCCUCAAGCCGAGGACCUCGAGCUCGUGCGUUCGGCAUCGACGCCAGACGACUACACGUAUGGCCCCUCGUGGUUCGUGACCGGUAGCGAGGAGCUGCAGAUAAAGUCGGCUCCGGGCAAGGCCGACUUUACAUUCCUGGGUUAUGGCAUCAUGCCCAUUCCUGAGGACACGGUAGUUGUUCCAUGGAAGGAUCGCCCGAACCGUGUAUACCUCCUGGCCAAGCAGGCGCACUACUUCCACAACGGACACCAGCGCGUCUACGACUUCAGCUUCUUCGAGCGAGCGGCUGAGGAGCUCAGCCGCGAAUUCCCUGGCUUUGAGUUCGUGGGUGGGUUCGAAGACAACCGCUCCGACGAAGUCAAGGCCAAGUGGGGACCUGUGCCAAGUGUCAUCAAGAACUUGGGUCUCAUGAAUGCGACACGCUUUGAUGAGGAGUACGGCAAGUCGCGCCUACUCCUAGGUCUCGGGUCUCCACCCCUUUCGCCCAGUCCGUACCGUGCACUCGCGCGCGGCGUGCCCUUUGCCAAUCCCCACACGAUGCGGGAAGACGGUAAGGGCUGGGCAUACCAGCAGCACGACAGCAUGAUGGACGUUCCUGAACCGUACGUGUACCAGGUCGAGGCGUUCAACUACACCUCGUUCGUCCACACCAUCCGCAAGGCGCUUCAAACACCAAUCGAGCCGCUGAGAUUUGAGCGCAUGCGGCAAGACGCUAUUGAUCGGCGCAUGCACGGCUGGGUCAUGCAUGACUGGCGGGGGCUAGCCUCACAGAUCUUGGACGACAGGCUUGCUGGGAACGAGACCCAGGGCAGCAACUCGGUGCGCGUGUUUGAGCUGUAG